UAAUGGGCCAACGACUCCCUUGAUCAACACAGCGUGAGAUAGAAGCAAAAAGAGAAGAGCAGCAGAAGCUGAGGAAACGACACUCUAACUAUGGCUCCGCCACCACCAGUAAUCGAAGGAACCUUGAAAAAUACUAUCCAUUCUCUUGGUUUUGGGCUCAUUACGACGGUUUUGUCAGUCACGUUCGGGAAGUUUCUUAUCCCUAAUUUCUUCGUUUGGAUAGUUAGCUUUGUUGUUUUCAUUGAAUUUGUGCUGCUAUCAAUUCCACGGAAGCGAGACGAUUACGAACUCUAUCAAGCCCCUGGGAAGAAAGUCAAGCAUAAUAUUGAAGGACUUGGUGCUCCACAGAUCAGCAUUAAUACACCUGACGAUGAAGGCUCGCCCAAGAAGAAAGGGAUAAGAGAGAGAUUCAAAAAGGACAGGCAUGGAAAGAAAGAUCAUUUGAGUCCUGACGCUGCUGAAGGUGGUGAAGAGUCCGGGCAAAGUAGGCCAACGGCUAGCCCUAAGAAGUCACCUAAAACAGAAAGAAAAGUGAAAGACGAAACGCAGAAGACCGAAAAAGAAGCAGAAAAGACGGAGAAGGGGGAGAACGAGAAAACUGCGAAGAAAAAAGAGAAGAAUAAAGGGAAAGGCGACAGUGAAGACAAUGUGGCUGAAGACCAGGACGAAGAAAAGAAUAAAAACAAAGGCAAAGGAAGCUGGAAAAAACGCCUUCCUCAUCGCAAGUCACAAAGCUUGAGCGACGAAUGAUGCCUCGAAACACUUGGAUAACAGGCAAGAAAACAAACUUAUAGAUGAACUAGAUAUGUUUAUCGAGCCUGUAAGCCCGCGAUCUUUGUUUGCAGGUUUCUGCCAUUUGCAUCUCAUUACCAUAAAUUGAACUUUGCAUCUCAUUAGCAUAAAUUGAACUUUGCAUCUCAUUAGCAUAAAUUAAAUUUUGUAUCUCAUUAGCAUGAAUUGAAUUUUGAACUGUAAACGAACAAAGACGAUAUAGAAAGUUUCGGAUUGGUUGUAAUGUUUUCCAUUUCAGUAAUUCUCUUGAGUAUACUUUCUUUAUAAUUUAUAUCAUAUUUCAAAAAUUUCAGUAUCUCAAUGCUUGAUUUGAGUAAAUAAUGAAAAGUUAAUCCAAGAUGACAAAAAAA
Molecule: messenger RNA, 1142 nt
Organism: Actinia tenebrosa (Australian red waratah sea anemone)
Lineage: Eukaryota; Metazoa; Cnidaria; Anthozoa; Actiniaria; Actiniidae
Source: RefSeq, a predicted model, not a curated record